AUUCCUGUAGAACCAAGCCCGCUGGCACUUCUUUACACUUAAUGAUAAAAUCAGUGCUUGUUCCAGAUCCUUAAGGUUCAGGCUUUAAUCAACCACUAACCAUCACACCAAUCAUAUUACCAACCAUCUGGACUAAGGUAGUGAUAACCAUUUACCCGCAUUACGCUUCUAAAUGUCUUCAGGUCGCAUCAAGGUGGUGGUCGACACCGACAUCGGCACGGAUCCUGAUGACGGGCUGGCACUUGCUUAUCUAGCUCUACACUCAGCCUGCGACCUACUCGGUAUCACCAUUGUCACUGGCGAUGUCCAAAAGCGCGCAGCUGUGGCAGAAAUCUUACUUCGCACAUGCGGACGAAGUGAUGUGCCCAUUCAUCUCGGACGGCGCGAGCCUUUGCUCAAAGGUGCUGGUCAACCUCUUGUUCAACAAUACGACUUCAUCGAAAACAUCCAUCACAAAAUAGCACGUCCGGAGAAUACAGCCGUCCAUUUUCUACAAAGCACAAUCCGCAACAAUCCAGGUGAGGUCGUGUUACUCACCAUAGGCCCAAUGAGCAAUGUGGGCACGCUGUUCGCUCUUGACCCUGAACUCCCAACCCUGUGCAGGGACAUUGUCAGCAUGUGCGGCAAGUAUUUCGGACCUGAAAAGCAUAAGAAGGAAUGGAACAUGCUCGUGGACGAGACGGCUGCAGGCAUAAUGUUAAAUACCCCACGUCCACGACACAGAUUCGUUGGCCUCGACGUCACGCGACCCUGCACGUUGCAAUCUGCUGAUGUGGAAGACCGUCUGUUCCGAGACCUAGGUCCGCUAGGCACCUUAUUUCGUGAAUCUGGGGAUUGGUGGCUUCGGAAGAAGGGCCGUUUUACAUUUCAUGAUCCUUUGGCGGCUGCUAUGAUAUUUCACCCCGAGAUAUGCCAAUGGAAGAAGGGACGCGUUUCGCUAGACUCGGGAAACGGAGCCACGAGCUUCGAAGAGGGAGAUAAAGCGUCCGACUUGGUGGCUGUUGAAGUUGAUCCCGAAGCUUUCUUCUCUCAUUACUUUGCAGUGGUCAAGAAGCAAGAAGCAUGAAUAUGAUGAUACCUUGUAGUAAUGGGACGCAAGUUAGCAAAACUUG
Molecule: messenger RNA, 1112 nt
Organism: Truncatella angustata
Lineage: Eukaryota; Fungi; Ascomycota; Sordariomycetes; Amphisphaeriales; Sporocadaceae
Product: inosine/uridine-preferring nucleoside hydrolase
Exons: 1
Coding region: 173-1066 (297 amino acids)
Biological process (GO): purine nucleoside catabolic process
Cellular component (GO): cytosol
Molecular function (GO): purine nucleosidase activity
Source: RefSeq, a predicted model, not a curated record